This is a messenger RNA of Clunio marinus, 3774 nucleotides long. The record is from the annotation of a GenBank genome assembly. NCBI's taxonomy places the organism in Eukaryota, Metazoa, Arthropoda, Insecta, Diptera, Chironomidae.
CUGUUGUGUUUAAUUAGUUUUAAUUGACUCUUGAAACGAACCACACCAAAAAGUUAAAAGACGAUGAAUUUCGUAAAUCUCGUCUAAAUUGUACGACGCCCAAUUACAAUUACUAAUGUGUAUGACAGCUUGAAUAGUUUUUAAAAUUGUGCUUAUCGGCGAAUUAAAACUUCAUAAUUGUGAGGAAACAAAAGAAAAAAUUCUCAGUGUCUUAUCAUAAAGAAAACUAAUAAAAAGAGGAAAAGAAAAAGUUAAAGAAAGUUAUUGCAAGGAAAGAAAAAGAAUUCUUUAAGUGACCUCGUUUAAAAAGAUUAACAGAAGGAGAAACAACAGUUUUCGAUUGUGAUAUUAUUUAUGAAGAACUUGACAUGAAAUAUUUUUAACACCGAAAUAUCUAGAGACGUCAUAAAAUCAUCGCAUAUAUCGAAAACGAAUCGAAAUAUCUAAAAAAAAAAGAAAAUCUUCGAAGCGAAUGUGUGAAGAGUAUAAAUCAAAUAAUUGAAAAAAGAAAAAUAGCAAAAAUAAGAAAAAAAGAAAUAAUCGAGCACACAACAAAAGAAAGACGAAAAAAAGAAUAUUUUUGAGUAAUUUCAUAAUAACUUCAGACUUUGAACUCAAAACUAGUGCUUUGGAGCGCUUCAACACUUCAUACACAAAGUUAUGAUUUAAAGUGGCUUCGUCGUCAUCUUUUCUUACACUUGAAGAUGCUUUUUAACUUAAUGUGAUGUAAAUUGAGAUCUAUAUUUAUGUAUAUGUAACGAGAUGUUUCAAUGUGCACAUACCAUAUCGUGUAUCGUAAGCGAAGUGAAGAUAAAGAAAGAGCUGUAGCUGAAAAAAGUCUUCGUGAAACACGAGAUAAAAAUGUCAAAAAGGAAGAAUUAUAGCUCAAAGAGCUUGGCUUAGUUCAGAUGAAGUGAAAUAACAACAAGUGUUCGUUCUUCAUUCAUUUAAGAAGUGGUUAAAUAUUUUCACGAGAUUUUUUAUAAACAAUCACAAUGCAGCCUUAAGCUAUUAAUGUUAUGAUAAUAUUUAAAAGAAAAUACAUAAAACUGUUAAAAAGUGACCUAAAAAAUAGAAAUAAACGACUGAUAAGAGAAGAAAGAGACUGCAGACAUACAUACGUCUUCUAUAGUCAAGUUAAAAGAUGGUAGUUUUAGAAGGAUCACAAAUGGCCACGACAACGCUCGGUGGACCGUACGCACAGGGGGCCCCCGCCUUAAAAAUUGUACAAAAACGUUUUCUUGGUCUCCAUCAAUGGCUUUCACCAGUUUACAGCAAAGAAAUUAAAGAACAACUCCAACUGUUACGAUCUCAAAAUCCUGCUCUCACAAACACCGCCAAUGGACAACAUUUGCCUCAUCAAGCAAUGCCUGCAAUGGCAGCUCAACAACAAUUUCUCGCACAACAAAAUGCGUAUGCAGCUCAACAAGCUGCCCCUUACAUGAUGCCUGGACAAGAUGGAAAUCCUUUCAUGGCUACAAUGCUUGCACCUCAAGCUUACUACGGCGUUCCACCAUGGGUCUACCCAGCCGGUUUAAUUCCACAACAAGGAACUCAACCAAGGCGACCAUUGACACCAUCACAAGGACCUGAAAAUCAGUUUGUAUUGCAACCGACAUAUUUUGAUCAGAAUGGUUGCGCUAUUAACAUGAUGGGUCAUCGAACGGGAACACCGAUGCGCUUGGUAAGCCCAGCACCAGUUUUAGUUCCAGGUGCUGGUCCACGACCUCAAGCUCCACCUACGAUCUAUCAACCACCUCAACCCCAAGGUACGCCGCAAACAAUUUACUCUCAGCAAAACAGUAACAACGUUGGAGUAGGUGGAUUCCAAAACUUGACUGCUGGUUUCAAUUCUCUUAACAGUCCUUGUCCAUCAGGCUUACAACUCAACACUGGACUGACAACAAGACGUGAUUCAUUCGAUCGAAAUACUUCAGCAUUCAGUCCAUCGUUAGAUUAUAGCACAGCAAAUAUCGCAGGAAAUACUGUGAGAAAAUGGCCAACAGCUACUGGUUAUGGUGCUUUGGGAGCUUCGAGUCCUAUCGGAUGUCCACUUACACCUCCACCGAGUGGAAUUGGACAGAUGGUGACAAGUCGUGCUCCUGGUGCUGAGACAAAAUAUCGAAACGUCGGUCAACUAUCAGUUGGACUUCCACCAUCAACAGUUUCCAAUGCGAUGUUCGGUUCAAGUAACUCACUUUUCUCAAAAUUAAAUCAGGGUGGAGCCGUCACUCGUCCACCUCAGAAUCAACCGGUUCCAGUUGUGAUUCCUGGUGUUAUUCCAGCUGCCAAUGGAAAUGCUGACCAAGCCAAGGGACGCUCACGAUUACUCGAAGAAUUUCGUAAUCAACGCUAUCCAAAUCUUCAGCUUCGCGAUCUCGCCAACCAUAUUGUUGAAUUCUCUCAAGAUCAGCAUGGAUCUCGCUUCAUCCAGCAGAAGUUAGAACGUGCAACAGCUGCUGAGAAACAAUUGGUUUUCAAUGAGAUUGUUGGAUCUGCAUACAGUCUCAUGACAGAUGUUUUCGGUAAUUAUGUGAUUCAAAAGUUCUUCGAAUAUGGAACGCAAGAGCAGCGCUCACAACUCGCAGCGCAAGUUAAAGGAAAUGUCCUUAAUCUUGCUCUUCAAAUGUACGGUUGUCGUGUGAUUCAAAAGGCUUUGGAGAGUAUUCCAAGCGAACAACAACAAGAGAUUGUAAGGGAAUUGGAAGGGCAUGUCUUAAAGUGCGUUAAAGAUCAAAAUGGAAAUCAUGUCGUUCAGAAAUGCAUCGAAUGCGUCGACUCAAAUGCUUUGCAGUUCAUCAUAAAUGCAUUUAAUGGACAAAUCUUCACAUUAAGCACACAUCCAUAUGGUUGUCGAGUAAUUCAGAGGAUUCUUGAACAUUGCACAUCUGAACAGACAGCACCAAUCCUUCAGGAGCUUCACAUAAACACUGAAAAGCUUAUUCAGGAUCAAUAUGGAAAUUACGUAAUACAACACGUAUUAGAGCAUGGAAAGCCUGAAGAUAAAUCAACACUUAUCAAAUCAGUUUUAGGCAAAGUAUUGAUACUCUCACAACAUAAAUUCGCAUCGAAUGUUGUCGAAAAAUGUGUUACACAUGCAACACGAGCUGAACGGAAUAUGUUGAUCGAUGAAGUUUGCAUGUUUAACGAUAAUGGCCUUCAAGUGAUGAUGAAGGAUCAAUACGCUAAUUAUGUCGUGCAGAAGAUGAUUGAUGUAUCAGAGCCGACACAACGAAAGACUUUGUUGCAUAAGAUUCGACCACAUGUGAAUUCUUUGCGCAAGUACACAUAUGGGAAGCACAUCAUCGCUAAGUUGGAGAAAUUCUCUUUAAAAUCAGGCGUUGGUUCAAUUGCAACAGCAACAAGCCCAUCAACAACGACUGCUACAUCGACGACAGAUGUUUCAGUCACAACAACAGUUGGCUUUGGUCCAAUUGCUACAAAUGGAAUAUAAAUUUAAUUAUUUUAUUUUCAAGUAAGUUUCGACACCACAUAAAACAUACAAAAGUUACAUUCGACGGUUGAAAGAUUUGAUGAAAGGAAGAAUUCAUUCAUAAAGGAAUAAUUCAAACAAAAGUUAAUCAAAAGAAAAAAAAAGUAUUGCAAAAGCGAUUGAAUUUUAUAAUGAUUUGCUUAACUAUUCAAACAGACUUUUAUGUUUAUAAAUAUCUUAAGCAUUUGAAUGGAAAGCAAAAUUAAUGAGAGAAAGAAGGAAGCAUAGGCGAAGACAACCAAACAAUGCAAAAAGGCUCGCUUAAGGAUUGGACGACAAGU